Molecule: messenger RNA, 516 nt
Organism: Micromonas commoda
Lineage: Eukaryota; Viridiplantae; Chlorophyta; Mamiellophyceae; Mamiellales; Mamiellaceae
Exons: 2
Coding region: 1-516 (171 amino acids)
Source: RefSeq, a predicted model, not a curated record
AUGCCCAGCUGGGACACGAGCCUCGUGACGGACAUGUCCUACUUGUUCUGUCCCAGUUCGUCGUGCGGGGGCGUCGCCUUUGACUCGAGCUCAUUCAACGAAGACAUCGGCUCAUGGGAUACCUCCAAGGUCACGGGCAUGGGUAUCAUGUUCCGAGACGCCGCCGCGUUCAAUCAAGCCAUCGGCUCGUGGGAUACCUCGCAGGUCACGGACAUGAGGUCCAUGUUCUAUGGCGCCGCCGCGUUCAAUCAACCCAUCGGCUCGUGGGAUACCUCGCAGGUCACGAGCAUGGCGUACAUGUUCCGUGGCGCCGCCGCGUUCAAUCAAGCCAUCGGCUCGUGGGAUACCUCCAAGGUCUUGAGCAUGGGGUCCAUGUUCAAUAGCGCCACCGCCUGGCAAGCGAGAUACACGAACUGUGGUUCUGGCAGUUCCCACUCCGCCUGCAGCGAGUUCACGUCGUUCUCGAGCUCGGCAGGCUCAACCGAUGGUCCACCCGCCGCAUGGCAUCUAUCCUGA